CAUUAUAUUGUCCGAUAUUUUUAUUAAAAGAACGGAAAUCAUGGCCAAAAAUGUGACAGUCAAGAAAACACGAAGUUCCCGGACAACACCAUUGCAGUAUACAAAAAUGUUGGACUUCUUUUACUUAAACAAAGGUCUUGCGGAAGGGAAAUUUAAUUCAUUACAUAGAAAAGAAGAGACACAAAGAAAGUGGACAAAACUAGCUGCAGAAUUGAAUAAUGUUCAAGGAGCGACGAAAACUGCCGAACAAUGGCAAGUGGAUAUGAGUGUCAUGUAUUAUGAACUGUUGAAAUCGAACGAAACAAUCACCUCCGAGUGCUAUCGACAACAAUUGGAGCGUUUAAAUGAUAAUUUAAUGCAAAAAUGAUCAUCAAUUGUAUCAAAUCGUCGAAAGAUGAUUCUUCUGCUGACCAUAUCCAUGAUAACGCUCGACCCCAUGCUGCUAUAGUGAAAUAAACACUGAUGGACCUCGAAUGGGAGGUUCUUCCGCACCCAGCGUACUCUCUGGACUUCGUACCAAGCGAUUAUCAUCUGUUC
Molecule: messenger RNA, 537 nt
Organism: Cyphomyrmex costatus
Lineage: Eukaryota; Metazoa; Arthropoda; Insecta; Hymenoptera; Formicidae
Exons: 3
Coding region: 41-367 (108 amino acids)
Source: RefSeq, a predicted model, not a curated record